CCUAGACAGUACCCGGAAGUGCACGCCUAGGAACCCGAGUUUUCAGUGGAGCCUGAAGUCACUUACAGGGCGGAGCACAAGGAUCCCGCAGGGCGAUGCCUGCCCGUCUCUUGUGUUGUGUUCUGAAGAAUUUUUAGAGAAGAUCUUGGCCUUGGAACAGCACCGGGGAUUGGACCCAGCCUAUGGAGAAGCUGCUUGAACAUGUCCCCGGAGUCCCUGUUUCCAUCCCCCGAGCAGGAGCCUCGAAAGAGCAAGGAGACCAUGUGGAGCAAACCUGCAGGAGCACUAUCUUAGCACUAAGUCUUGAGGAGCUGUCAUUCCAGUACCUGCUAACUUGUUUGGCCUUUGGAGAAGCUCAGUGAAUGUCAGUGAAUAAAUAAAUGAAUGAACCCAGCAAAGUCUCAUACCCCAAGUAGCAGGAAAAGAGUGGACUCCUCUCCUCACUUUACCCAAGCUCUCCUUCAUCAUUAGGGAAGAGACGUUUUCCACCCAAGUUCACAGUGCCCACUGGAUUUAGUCCAUACUUCAUAACCUGGCAUUCAGGAUCUUCUGCAGUGUGGCCACAACCCAACUUUAAAGUCUUAUCGCUGUUUCUCAAGGCAAACCCAGCAAGAGUGGUCUGCCUGUACAGAUGAGAAAACUGACACCCAGGAAAGAGAAGUGACUUACUUAAGGUCACCCUGCUGGUAAUGGCAGAGCUCGAAUUCCGAUUCAGAUCCUGCCAACUCUAGAUUGCUCCAAUUCCGACUCGGUUCUGCGCACCGGAGAGCGAGGCCCCUACGCACCAGCCCCAGAGGCCAGGUUCCCCCAGCCAGAUACCAGUUAUCAAGAGCCUGUGAAUUCCUGUCUUUUUCAUACCUGAAUCGGCCCCCAUUGGCCUAAGCUGGGCAUGGGACGUCCAGUGAUGCUGACUUUAGAGGACGAUGACAUGAAGGGCUACACAUGGGCUAUAGCCCCGGCCUUGACUGCCUUGGGUUAUUUGCUCAUAGUCCUAGUCGCCAUCUUCCCUUUCUGGGUACGCCUUGUGAAUGAAGAGUCCCGUGAAGUGUUUUUCAGUGGCUUGUUUGAGAACUGCUUUCAUAUCAAAUGCUGGAAGCCUCGACCCUUAUCCAUUUACAUCAUCCUCGGCCGAGUUUUCCUGCUCUCUGCAGUCGUCUUGUCUUUCCUCACCACCCUCAUCAUGGUGUCCUUUGCGUCUCAGCUCUUUCCGAGGACCCGGAAGCACAAUUUUGUGUCAGCCUUCAUCAGCUUCCUCACAGGGGCCUGUGCUUUCCUGGCCUUGUUGCUGCAUGCCCUGGAGAUCCAGAGUCUGAGGAUGAAGCCCAGUCCCCCCCAGUUCUCCGUGCAGUGGCCUUACUACAUCCUGGGCUUAGGCACCCUUCUGUUCAUAGUGGCUGGUACCAUCUGCCUCUUUCAAGAAACAGCCUGCUUUAGGUGCUGUUUGUUGCCCAUUUCCCAUAAAAUUGAGGCGACUCAAGAAAUCUCGGACCUUGACAAUCUGGAAAGUUUGGAAGAACUAAGCUCAAUACAAAAGGAGACACUAUUGAAGGAAGAGACAAUUAUCUAGUCCAGAAGAGUCUGUCCUCUGCCAUUUGUCAAGCUGUGUGUUUUCAAUAAAAGGAGGACUACUGCCUAUCAAUCCAUACCUCAAAAACCCAGCCUGGAGGGCAGGAAGGGGAGGCAGGAAUAUAACAAAAUUUUAAAGUGAACUUUCAUAAAACAAAAAUUGAACAGAAUGUAACCACAACAAAAGGUGUUUGAAUUAGUCACAUUAAAAAGAAAAAAUGAUGUCCCCAUACAAAA
Pteropus alecto (black flying fox) is the source of this 1803-nucleotide messenger RNA. It is a transcript of the gene TMEM225B, whose product is annotated as transmembrane protein 225B. The record is from RefSeq and is a predicted model, not a curated record. The transcript has 11 exons. Lineage: Eukaryota; Metazoa; Chordata; Mammalia; Chiroptera; Pteropodidae. The coding region runs from base 890 to 1567 and encodes 225 amino acids. Gene Ontology annotation, biological process: negative regulation of phosphatase activity.